This is a messenger RNA of Penicillium alfredii, 789 nucleotides long. RefSeq lists its product as uncharacterized. Lineage: Eukaryota; Fungi; Ascomycota; Eurotiomycetes; Eurotiales; Aspergillaceae. Bases 1 to 789 code for a protein of 262 amino acids. The transcript is spliced from 4 exons. The record is from RefSeq and is a predicted model, not a curated record.
AUGGCAGAGCGCGAACUUUACGCCUACCGUAAGUCGCGAUUUGUCCGAGACGCUCGUGUUGACCUCUUGCACCUUUGUUUCGACACGACCUUCAGUAGGCAAAUGGACGACGGUGGGAUCAUUCAUCGACUUGGAAAAAUCGUGGAAAUCCAAGGUUUCCUACGACUGAGACAGGAAAACCAUGUGCCAGUCAUAGUCAGUGCGUUUGACUUGGAACAUCGUAUGAGAUUGCGAGACGAAGCAGAAUCGCUUCCUUGGUUGGAAGUGGAUGAAAACUAUCGCCUCCAGGCGGAAGACCAUCAGAGCCUUAUAGAUGUCGCCCACCGGAAGCUGGGACCGGGAAAUCAAUGGUGGGUUAUUGAUAUCUACGUGACAGCUGGUGUGGACCCCGGAACAAAAUCGUGGAAAAUCAAUGGUGGGCAGCUCUCGAAAAUGUUCCACGUGCGAAGAGAGGAAGGCAUCUGGGCGGACAUGAGUAUCGGCGUGUUACAUAAAUUGAAGGCAAUGCGGUGUGACGAGCCGAUUUUAUGUUACUUGCAACUCAUUCGACGGACAUUCCACGAUCUGAUGGGAGGAAGCGACUUACUGCCUCAAGUAGAUGCGAUUACAGUCCGUAUGCUGACGUCGCGUGCACCGAAGUUCUCCGAACAGGAUCUGAAAUUCUUGGACCGUGAAAUAAAAAAAGGCCUCCUGUUUCGAAAGAUCCAAGAUCCGCAGCAGCGUAACGAUAUCUGGGAGCAGCUGAAAGAUAUCGAGUACCCUAUCCCAACUCUUAAAACAUUUUUUUAA